Molecule: messenger RNA, 5037 nt
Organism: Harmonia axyridis
Lineage: Eukaryota; Metazoa; Arthropoda; Insecta; Coleoptera; Coccinellidae
Gene: Usp7
Product: ubiquitin carboxyl-terminal hydrolase 7
Exons: 18
Coding region: 446-3796 (1116 amino acids)
Biological process (GO): regulation of protein stability; protein deubiquitination
Cellular component (GO): nucleus; cytosol
Molecular function (GO): cysteine-type endopeptidase activity; cysteine-type deubiquitinase activity; protein binding
Source: RefSeq, a predicted model, not a curated record
UGGCUUUCAGAGUUGACAGAUUGCCAUCACUAAAAGAAUUUUAAAGCGCUGCUUUCAGUCCACAGAAAAUGCCACCAUUUUGUUUAUUUUCUAGUGAAAAAAGUGUAGUGUCGGCAAUCUUGUGAAAGUUCAAAAUAAAAUUAAAGCCAUUGAAAUAAUCUACAUAUUUUCUAGAAGUCACUAAAUACAAUCGUAUAUAUGUUACUUGAGAGUUCCCCUCGUCCAGAGGGUUCGAAAUAUAGCAGACAUUGGGCGCAUCGCAAGUAAGCACUUCGUCAAAUUGACUGCAAUAUCGGGCACUAAAAAUAAUCACAAUUUGAACAACUCCCGUUCGGAAGUUACGGACAAAGAGAUAAUCCUUAAUUUGAGUAAUAAAAAGACCAAAGGUGUUUUCUUAUUCGGAAAUUCUAAAGAAAAGACUGCAGCCCCUAAAACGCCACCCUUGAUGAUGAAUAAUCACGUGACAGGCCAUUAUAGGAGGAACGAAGAAAAUGCGAAUCCUCAAAAUACUGUGAACGAUGUAGUUGAAGAAAUGGAAACACAAGAAGUGACUACAGUGGAGUACAUCGCAGAUACAGGCGGAGAAAUGGACCAAACCAAUGGGGACAUUAUGGUUGGACCACAAAUGGAUCCCAAUAUGCCCAUUCUACAAGAUGCCGAUAUGGAAGAAGAUGAUGCUCGAAGUGAGGCCACUUUCAAAUACACUGUAACCAACUUUAGUAAGCUUAAGGAUUCAGCUUUGUCAGAACCUUGCUAUGUCAGGAACCUACCAUGGAAAAUUAUGGUUAUGCCACGCAGUAGUCAGACCCAAGAAAGAACCCCACAACGUUCAUUGGGUUUUUUCUUGCAAUGUAACGGAGAGAGUGAAUCAAGCUCAUGGUCAUGUCAUGCCACUGCUGAACUGAGGUUGCUCAGUGUCCGGCCAGAUGUGGAUCAUUUUUCUCGGAAGAUACAACACUUGUUUUUCUCAAAAGAAAAUGAUUGGGGUUUCUCACAUUUUAUGUCAUGGAUGGAUGUGCUUGAUCCUGAAAAAGGUUUCAUAAAAGAUGAUACCAUUACACUUGAGGUACAUGUGAAUGCUGAUGCUCCUCAUGGAGUUUCUUGGGAUAGCAAGAAACAUACUGGUUAUGUGGGGCUUAAGAAUCAAGGCGCUACCUGUUACAUGAACUCCUUACUUCAGACUCUGUAUUUUACAAAUCAGCUUAGAAAGGCUGUAUACAAGAUGCCCACCGAAUCAGACGAUUCGACAAAAUCUGUGGCCCUGGCCUUGCAGCGAGUUUUUCAUGAACUUCAAUUUUGUGACAAACCUGUUGGCACAAAAAAAUUGACUAAAAGUUUCGGCUGGGAAACGUUGGAUUCAUUUAUGCAACAUGAUGUGCAGGAAUUUCUAAGGGUAUUGCUGGAUAAGUUAGAAAGUAAAAUGAAAGGUACAUGUGUUGAAGGAACAGUACCUAAGCUAUUUGAGGGCAAAAUGCUCUCUUACAUAAGGUGCAAGAAUGUGGAUUACUCUAGUACUCGUUCAGAAACAUUUUACGAUAUACAGCUUAAUAUUAAAGGAAAGAAAAACAUUGAUGAAUCAUUCAAGGAUUACAUAGCAAAGGAAACACUUGAUGGUGACAACAAAUAUGAUGCCGGCGAACAUGGCUUGCAAGACGCAGAGAAAGGUGUUAUAUUCUCUGCCUUUCCUCCUGUUCUACAUUUACACCUGAUGAGAUUUCAGUACGAUCCUAUUACGGAUUGCUCAGUAAAAUUCAAUGAUCGUUUUGAGUUUGGAGAGAAAAUUUCUCUAGACGACUACAUGCAAGAACCCGAUCCCAACAAUCCAGCAAACUACACCUUGCAUGCUGUCCUGGUUCAUUCUGGAGAUAACCACGGAGGUCACUACGUAGUCUUCAUUAAUCCCAAAGGAGAUGGUAAAUGGUGUAAAUUCGAUGAUGACGUGGUAUCCCGUUGUUUGAAACAGGAAGCCAUCGAUCAUAAUUUCGGGGGUCACGAUGAAGACAUGAAUAUGACCGUUAAACAUUGUACCAAUGCCUAUAUGUUGGUUUACAUUAGGGAUUCCGAACUACAUAAUGUUUUACAAGAGGUGACGGAUGCUGACAUUCCUAGCGAGUUAGCUGACCGUCUGAAAGAGGAAAAACGCAUGGAGCAAGUCCGUAGGAAAGAACGAAACGAGGCUCAUCUCUACAUGACCGUCAAUGUACUUCUAGAAGAUUCAUUUGAUGGUCAUCAGGGAAAUGAUCUUUAUGACACAGAAAGAGCCCAUUAUAGGGUAUUCAAGAUUAAAAAAAAUGCAACAGUAGCGGAAAUGGUUGAAAUGAUGGCCGACGCUUUUAAGUAUCCCCCAGAACAGAUAAGGCCAUGGCCGUUUUGUUUCCGGUCCAAUCAAACUUUCAGGCCUUCAAUGUUGGACUUGGAUUCUGUACUCCAUAAGCAAGUUGCUGAAGCAGCUGAAAAUCAAAAUCCAUGGCACAUGUUCUUGGAACUUCUACCUCCUGAUUCCGGUUUGACUGCGUUGCCGUUAUUUGAUAAAGUCUCUGAUGUUCUUCUUUUCUUCAAAAUGUACGACCCCAAACAGAAAAAAAUUCACUACUGCGGUCAUACUUACAUGCCUGUUACUAGCACAGUGUCUGAUUUGAUUCCCAUUCUGAACGAAAGGGCUGGUUUUCCAACAGAUACAGAAUUAGUUUUGUAUGAAGAAAUCAGACCAAACAUGAUUGAAAAAAUUAAUAAUUAUUCUGAACAUUUGGAGAAGGUUCUCGAAGAGUUAAUGGAUGGUGACAUAAUCGUUUUUGAAAAGGAGGAACGUGAAGAACUUUCCGAUCUUCCCACAUGCGUUGAUUACUUUAAAGAUCUUUUUUAUAGAGUCGAAGUGACUUUCAUAGAUAAGUGCAUUCCUAACGACCAAGGCUUCACUAUGGAAUUGUCUCAAAGAAUGACUUAUGACCAAUUAGCAAGGGCAGUAGCCCAAAGGGUUGGUACCGAUCCUUACUUGCUACAAUUCUUCAAAUGUCAAAGCUAUAAGGACAUUCCUGGUAAUCCUUUAAGGUGCACUUUUGAAGGCACUUUAAAAGACUUGCUAGUUUUUGCAAAGCCUAAAGUUCCAAAAAAAAUAUUCUACCAACAGUUGAGCAUUAGAAUAAAUGAACUAGAAAAUAAGAAGCAAUUUAAGUGUGUAUACUUGGGUCCUAAGAUUAAGGAAGAAAAGGAACUAAUUCUUUAUCCCAAUAAGAACGGUACAGUUGCUGAUCUUUUAGAGGAAGCGAAGAAACAAAUAGAAUUCAGUGAAGGGAGCACUGGAAAACUGAGGCUAACAGAAGUCAACUGUAACAAAGUCUCAAUGGGUCCUAAAGAGGACACUCCUUUAGAAAGUUUAGCAAUAGUAGCAGCUAAGAUUUGGAGAAUAGAGGAAAUCCCAAGGGAUGAGCUGAAUUUACAGGAAGAUGAGAUGCUUAUUUCUUGUGCUCACUUCUAUAAAGAAGUCUUUUCAACGUUUGGCACUCCAUUCCUGAUUAAAAUCAAGCAAGGAGAAUCGUUUGUAAAAGUUAAAGAGCGAAUUCAAAAAAAAUUAUGUGUCCCUGAAAAAGAAUGGGAAAAAUUCAAAUUCGCCAUUGUCUCCAUGGGAAAGCCUCAGUACAUUAACGAAGACGAAUAUGUAGUGAAUUUUUCAGAUUUCAGGCUCCUUCCCAAUCAAACCGGAAGUUCAAGACCUUGGCUAGGCAUGGACCAUGUAAAUAAGGCCCCAAAACGGUCUCGGUACAACUACUUGGAAAAAGCCAUAAAAAUAUACAACUGAGAGACUGAAAAUUCCUCGCUGACAACAAUAACAGUUUGAAAAAGAGUAUUUUCUCCAGGUGUUCUUUAUUUUCUUCGUUUACUUAGAGAUUUACGCUUCAUCACAAGACAACACUAUAAGAGCGUCUACUGUGAAAUUAACUUCCCUUCCUCUCUAUUUCAUAAUCGUAAGACCUUGAAGAUUAAAUCUGUAGGCCAGCUGUAUGCGCUCCAUAAAUAAGGAUUGUCAAAACGCAAUAUUUACAAUGGCGAUAACACCAAAUUUUACAGGCUUUUUUCCUUUAGUUGUAACGUCGGCUGAUAAAUUAGUGAAUUUGAUAUUACAGCUGCUCAUUAAACUGGAAAAAGGUUGGAGGUGUAACAGAAUUUUCAAAUUUUUUUCUUUGUUUGUCUCUCAAUGCCGUGAUGAUUUCUGAACAUAAGUUGUGAUAUUUGGUAAUUUUUAAUUUGCUUAAUUAUGUUUUUUAAACUGCUAUUGACAAAAAAUCAAUUGUUCUUUUAUGUUUUUUGAAUUAUUUAAAUAACAUUGUAUUCAUCUCUAAGUAGAAUGGCUGUGUUUUUGAAGUGUAGAUUAUUUGUUGUAUCUAUCUCUGGAAACAGCUGGCAAUUACAAUUUUAUCGAGCCGUGCAUAUAUAUAUAUAUAUUAUAAAUAAAAUAAAGCUAGGGAGAAAUUGCUGUUGUAUACUUGUGUAAAUAAAUAUCUACUUGAAACUUUAUUCAGUUUACAAUUCACCCAAGAUUGGCUUGGAUUCGUUUAUUCCAUAUUGAUGAAACAGAAACUUAAUUUCUUCUCAUCAUGAAGUCAUAUUCAAUCAAACUAAUGUAUUUUGGAGUUUUUAUUUUUCAUAAGUUGAAAUUGUCAAUGAGAAGAUAUGAAUUGUUUAAUGAAAAUAUACCACAAUGUCAAGCUAGAUCUUUUCUAAUAUUUAUAGAUUAGAACAAUUGGUAUGUUAUCAAAAAUGCACCAUCCAUCAAACUUAUUUUACUUUGCAUUCUGAUACUAUCGAGUGCAACCAAAAUGAUGGGAAAUAUAUUUGAAACCUAUAUAGACACUUCACGGUAUUGAAGGGUACUACUUUUUUGUUGAAUAUUUGACCUAAAUUUAAUUUUUAUUACGACGUAUUUAAUUGUUUAUUGAAUACUCUUGAUUGGAGAGGUAUGCAAAAAUUCAAUUCCUGUUUUUAUUAUGAUUUUUUAUACCCGUAUAUAUGUACGAUUUUGAAUAAAUUAAGAAGAUCUGA